Daphnia carinata is the source of this 3900-nucleotide messenger RNA. RefSeq lists its product as uncharacterized. NCBI's taxonomy places the organism in Eukaryota, Metazoa, Arthropoda, Branchiopoda, Diplostraca, Daphniidae. The transcript is spliced from 5 exons. Bases 435 to 3206 code for a protein of 923 amino acids. Gene Ontology annotation, molecular function: protein binding. The record is from RefSeq and is a predicted model, not a curated record.
UUUAUUUUCAAAUUCCCCCCAUUCAACCACUUGUCUCGUUUUGCAUUCGGUUUUACUUAACUUUUGCACGAUCGUUUCGCACAGGGACGUCGUUUUUUUUUUUUUGUACGGCUAAUCAUUUUAUUUUGCGAGUACGGUUAUUAAAAUAAUUAAACGAGGUGGAUUCAACUGUAAAACAUUGAACGAUCAAGAAGAUCACAGCGAGAACGACGAAGAAUCGUACAUCAUUGAAGUGAAUUACGUGCAUCAUGCUGAGCUGACAAAGUGAGGCUGCCGCUGACAUCUCAUCAUCAACGGGACGUGCUCAACACUUGAUCUGUCCCAGAAAGCGAGACGGGUUCUUCGCUUCGACAUCUAUCGAAUUUCUCGCAGACAACCAGAAGCAGCGCAAACUCUUGCAGAAGUAGCCGGGAUCCGAGUACAACAAGCAGGCGAUGGCGCCAUUUUCUAAUUGCCGAAGGUGUGCCGUAUGGUUCGUGUUGGCCUCGUUCGUCUGGCUUCAUCUGCUCGAUGCAGCGGCCCUCGAGCCGAACAACCCGCUGCGACGCGUCGGCGAUGACAGCCCGAUGACGUGGCGCAGAAGGCACAGUCGGGAUCUUCAUCAUCUUCAUCUUCAUCACGAUCGUGACUUCGGUCGUGCUGGCGCCUCGGAUGACCAAAGCGGCCGCCACAGAAGAUCCGAGUGGUCUUGCCCCCAGGUGAGCCAUCCGUCUCGCUCGCCCGGCAUUUCGUGCCAAUGCGAUUUGCCGCACACGCUCCGCUGCUCGGCAGUGAGCGGUGGGCACACAUCUGGCUCGAAUUUCGGAUCGUCGGAGUCUGAGCGUCAAGUGGCGGCCGUCAUCGGAGCGUUGAGGGCUCUGCCGCGCGAGCAGUCCGUCUCACUGCUCGAUUUAUCAAUCCAAAAUUUCAGCCGACUGGGCCCUUUCCUUUUUGAACGAGUCACGCUGCACGGACUUGUUAUCUCUUCUGGCGAAAUUCAAGAUGUCUCAGCGCAAGCUUUCGCCGGCCUAGCUUCGUCACUCACCGCUCUAGGGUUACCCAAUAAUCGAUUGGUAAACGUACCCUCGGAAGCGCUUCGUCCGCUGAUUCAUCUUGAACGUCUCGAUCUAUCCAACAAUCGGAUUCAAUCCAUUGCCGGACAACCAUUUGCCGGUCUCGAUAGGCUUCGUUUCCUCGACUUGAGUGGCAACGCAUUGGAAACUAUCGCUCCAACAGUUUUUGGCGCAGCGUCCGGUUUGCGGAGCUUGCAAUUGCGAUCAAAUUUGUUGGAAACUUCGCAACUCGUCGCACCAGCCCUGAGCGGCCUCAAGAAAUUGCAAGAACUUGAUCUUGGCUACAAUCGGCUACGCGGACGGCUAACCAGCACGUUUCUUCAAGGCUUAGACAACCUCAUCACGCUGGAAUUGACGGGCAAUAAUUUGACAUUGUUAAAACGUGGCAUGCUCUCCGGAUUGAAACGGCUCCGCACUUUGCGCUUGGCUCGCAAUCAGAUCGAUGUGAUUGAAGAUCAAUCUUUCGUUUCGCUGGCGUCGCUGACUACGCUGGACCUGAGCCAUAACGGCGUCGUGGCCAUUUCCGGACAGUCGCUCUCCCAUCUUAACGAUUUGACGCAGUUGGACUUAAGCCACAACUACUUGCGCGCCGUGACGUCGGAACUGGUCGGCGGAUUGUCCAGUCUCGAGUCACUGGACUUGACUGAUAACGACAUCUCUCUAGUCGAACCCGGAGCUCUGACCAACCUGCCAAAGCUCAUCCAUCUGUCACUGACGGACAACCCGUUAAACUGUGACUGCCAUUUGGUCGAUUUGGCUCGAUGGUUACGCAACAGCACCGGUAACAAACCAGCCGACGAUCAAAACCGAAGAUCGGCCGUUUGCGCUACACCACCUUCGCUGGAAAACGGACUCUUGUUCGAGGCGGAAAUAGAAACCCUGACCUGCGAAACGAAUGGAAAUGGACGCAGUGGUUCUCUCUCCACCGAUGCCCAACAAGAAGGCGAUGAAAGCAACAACUUCUUGUCCUCCCAACCGACCGAAGAUUUCAUCCGAUUAUCAACCGCUCAAGUGCAAUUCGGAUCUGCCGAACUGGAAGGAUCGCUAUUGCAUACAGUGUGGAAAGUGGAUUCGGCCACAUUGCCAUACACAUGCGACGCUAUCCUCGUCUAUGAAUUGAGCGAGGAACAUGAGGCUCUGCUUGACUCGUACCCCGUUCGUUGCCAUUCGGAAGAACGGCCCAACAAGCAACUACAGCUCACCGUAAAACUUAGCGACAAUAUGAAGACGGAUGGUCAGUAUCGAUUGUGUCUCGUCUUGUUCGAAGGAGGUCAUGACGAUGAAGCUUCUCUUUUACCCGGAUGUUCCCACUCGAUGACCUGGCAAACGUUAAAGCAUCACGACGAAGAAGCGGACGAAACGACUCAUGAAAGCGGUAACGUCUUGAGUGAUCAUGCAUCAUCAGGACUGCCCGUAACGGCAAUGACGACGCAGAUUACCGCCUUUUACGCUAACGUCAGUUCGCCACAAUCCGUUUCGGUUUACAUGAGAAUUCCGGACGCCUUACCGACCUGUCAGUUCACCGUGGCCGUUUUUGAGAAGCAUCGAUUGCUGGCGCUGAAACGACUGAACUGUUCGACCACAUCGUUCACCUUUGGUCAACUGAUGGACAACAGAAACAGCCAAUUUGCUACCAGUGCUGUCGAGCACCCAGUCGAGGAGUAUCAAGUAUGCGCUACAUUUGCCCAGCAAGGCCAGUUCCUUCCGCCUCCCGAUGGAGAACGUCAGGCGGAUGGGGAUAUCGUUUUGACUGCAAGCAAGGGUCGAAGUAGUAGCAGCAUUGCUAUAUCAUCUAACGCCGGAGGACCCUCGAUGAUCAAUUCGACCGUUGUUCAGUACGAACACUGCGUCGUUGCCAAAGUGCCCAACCGGAUCUGGGCCGUUGAGAACACGUUGGUCGUCAUCGCCGUCACGGUGGUUUUCGUCCUAAUCGCGGCCGCGCUCCUGUUACUCACCUACCUGCUGGCCAGACGGGUCUUCUUCCGGCGUUCCAAGUUGCUGUGGUGCAGCUCAUCCUCCGAUCCGUUGAGCUCGUCCGUGCCCAAGGCGACCAGUCGCCACAUUCUGUACGUGCCGGAGAGUGACUACUUCACUGACUCGGCCUGCAGCAGUAGCGGAUCAGAUAACCGCGAAGAGACGUCGACUAACGUCUGAUAUCGAAUAUAAAAUCAACUCUGCAACACCCGAUUACGACAACAAAUAAGACGGCUGGGAAUGCUUAAAAGGCCAUCCAGCCAUCGCAUCGUCAAUUACGUCAAAAGCUUUAAGCCCUUUUUUCUUUCACGCCCUUCACGUCACUUUCACGGACCUUCAUUGUCAUUUCCCCUCAAGCGGUCAUGUGUGUUUUCUAUUUAGUGCCAAAGUUGAGCUUGACCCACGCGUUUUCCCCAUUUUUUUUUUUCAUUAUAUUGUUUUAAAAUCAAUAAUUGUACCAUAGAACCUUUUUGUACAGAAGGAAUUUUUAAUGCGAUUGGAAAGGGAAGUGUCGUGCCGCCGGAUCGAUUGUCCGACGUUUUAUCAAAUUGUUUUGUCAUUUUUCUUGUAUCUUUUAUCGUUUGUCCCAUCUAAUUUUCAUUGUCUGCAGGAGCAUUUACAGAUUUAUCACAUCCGUCUAACCCUUUCAUGUCUUUUCCUGCUGGAUGAACUUUUAUGAUUGGUUUUUGGAAACGGGAAGGAUUAAUUAAAAAGCGAAUCUUGCUGUUGAUUUAUUUCUACCCCAAUUUGUACGCCCUUCUCCCCUUGUCCUCUCAUCUUCUGUCAGUCUUUUCGUUAAAAACCACGUUGUGCAUAAUUAUAUACGAUCACUUUUGUACAGUACAGCUCAUGAAUAAAGACAACACACAUCCUA